Molecule: messenger RNA, 1686 nt
Organism: Moesziomyces aphidis
Lineage: Eukaryota; Fungi; Basidiomycota; Ustilaginomycetes; Ustilaginales; Ustilaginaceae
Source: the annotation of a GenBank genome assembly
AUGCGCUACCACGUCUUGGGGGUCGGAAGCAUAGGCUCGCUCAUUGCCUUCCACCUCAAGCGCUCCAUCAAGCUGCAGCGCAAGCUUCUGCAGCCGGGGCCCUCGUCCAAAUCGCGCAGGGAGCUGCUGCUCUCCAACCUUUCCAACAAGCGGCCGGCUUCGAAUCAGGGCAGCAUUGUCUCGUCGCUCAGCCUGCCGCCUUACGUGCAGUCCGAGCUUCCUGAUCCUCUGCAGUCGUCCGUCACACUGCAUAUGCGCAGGAGGCCGUUUGGAAGGGCGGCCAAACAGCGCUUCGCCAACUCGAUCAUCCUCGAGCAGGACGGCGUGCGUGACAUCGAGGGCGGCUUCCAGACCGACUUUACCGCGAGUGCCGCCGAUAUCACGGCUAGCAUCGUGCGCGACAACCGCUUACAAGAAGACGAAGACGAUACAGGCGCAGGUCGCUUCACAAUAUCGCGAGGGACGAACAGCUCGAGCUCGGAAGAUGCGGCUUUGCGCGAGCAGACGACGUCCAGGACGCCGGUGCCAGACCACGAUGGCGGCGUCUCGCUCAUCUCGACGCUCGAGGGCGUGCAUUCCCAACCAAGGGCAGGGCCUAUCGACAGUCUGAUCAUCACCACCAAGUGCGACUCGACGCUCUCGGCGCUCGAGGCGAUCCGUCAUCGGCUGCAUCCGUGGUCGACGAUCGUGCUGCUGCAGAACGGCAUGGGCGUGCUCGAGAUGCUCUUCGACCGCUUCUUCAAGGAUGCAGACCAACGGCCCAAUUUUGUGCUCGCAUCGACCACGCAUGGAUGCUGGAAGAAGGGGCCGCUGGAUGUGGUGCAUGCUAGCAUGGGCACGCUGCAUUUCGGAAUCGUGCCCAGCGCUCGAGCCGGCUCGAUUGGAUUCGAGUCGAGCCGCGUGCCAUUGGGACAGACUCUGACGAUGCCGCAAGGGCCUAUGUCGCGCAGACGGCGUGCAGCGAAGAAUGCGAGAGGUUGGGAUCGAUUCUCUCCCGAUGCGGAUGCGCAGGAUGCUGUGACCGAGCUCAAUCCACAGGACGCCGAGGCGCCAUCCAAGAUGCUCUCGCUAUCCGGUAUUCCGGACCAGCCGAGUUUGCGGACGCUUCGAACCACCGUGGCUGCGUUGCUGUCGCUACCGCUGCAGGUCGAGUGGGAGACGAUCCGCGACUUCCAGUUGCGCUCGCUCCGCAAGCUCGUGAUCAACGCAUGCAUCAACCCGCUCACAGCGCUUGCCGACUGCAAGAACGGCGAUCUGUUCGGCAAUCCCGCUGCUAUGGAUGCCAUGUGGACCGUCUGUCUCGAGGCAGGUAUGGUGCUCGAAGCCCAGGUGCGCGAACACCUCGCCUCGUCCCAAGCCUCGCCACGCCAAACCGCAUCGGCAGCCCUGUCGGCAGAAGACCUCAUCCUUCGCUCCACCGAAACGGGCGAACCCAUGCUGCAUCCAAGCUUGACUCCCCAGGCGCUCUACCAGGAAGUCCAGAGAGUCGCAAGGUUGACUGCCGCCAAUUGGUCCUCCAUGCACAGCGACCUCAAGAACAAAAGAGGAAGCACAGAGAUCGAUUACAUCAAUGGCUACAUCUCGGCCCUAGGCAGAGGAUACAACAUCGACACCACCGCCAACGAUCUCUUGACCAACCUCAUCAAACUGAAAACUACAAGAGCCACUGGCACAAAUAGGCUCUAG